This is a messenger RNA of Fusarium subglutinans, 702 nucleotides long. RefSeq names its product metal tolerance 7. The coding region runs from base 1 to 702 and encodes 233 amino acids. Gene Ontology annotation, molecular function: monoatomic cation transmembrane transporter activity. Gene Ontology annotation, cellular component: membrane. Lineage: Eukaryota; Fungi; Ascomycota; Sordariomycetes; Hypocreales; Nectriaceae. The transcript is spliced from 5 exons. The record is from RefSeq and is a predicted model, not a curated record.
AUGCCAGAGUCUUUGAUGCAGGAACUUACGGUAUUCCAGGGUCGGACAUGGAUUGAAACCAUUGGAGUUAUCCUUUUCUGCGCCCUCAUGACAACGGUCGCGGUUCAGCUUCUGAUUGAAUCGGCCAGGACAUUGGGUACCGGCAAGACUGAGUCUAAGGAGCUUCACCUGGUUCCAAUUAUAUUUGUUUGCGUUGCCAUCUUCAGCAAGGCGUCUCUCAUGCUGUACUGCAUGACUUACCGAAAGUAUCCGUCGGUUCAUGUGUUCUUUCUUCGGCCUUAUCAUGUCGGUUGUAGGUACAAGUUUAUCUGGUACUUGGACCCAAUCGGUGCCAUCUGCAUCGCACUUCUGAUCCUCUUCUCAUGGAUCUCGAAUGCUUUUGAGCAAAUCUGGCUGCUGGUCGGCAAGGCGGCGCCUCAAGAGUUUAUUGCCAAGCUAAUUUACAUGAGCAUAACACAUGACGACCAGAUAUCUAUGGUCGAGACUUGCCGCGCGUAUCAUGCCGGGCAAAAGUACUACGUUGAGGUGGACAUAGUCAUGGAUGAGCAAACAUCCCUUAAGAUCAGCCAUGAUGUCGCCCAGUCACUGCAGCGAAAGAUUGAAGGGCUUGGGGAUGUUGAGCGGGCAUUUGUUCACGUCGAUUAUGAGUGCGAACACAAUAUUCACGAAGAGCACAAGCCACUUUAUGAUAGGAAGUUUUGA